AUGUCCCACACCGGCUUCGACGAGGGCGCUCCCAAGACUGAGAUCAUCACCCUCACCUCCCAUGUCCUCUCGCAACAACAGCGCCACCCCAUUGCCACCGGCGACUUGACCCUGCUCCUCACCGCCAUCCAGACGACCUGCAAGUUCAUCUCGACCAACGUCCGCCGCGCAGGACUCCUCAACCUGAUCGGCGCCGCGGGAUCCGCCAAUGUCCAGGGCGAGGACCAGAAGAAGCUCGACAUCCUCUCGAACGACAUCAUGGUCAACUCGCUCCGCGCCUCGGGCAAGACGGCCGUCCUCGUCUCGGAGGAAAUCGACGACCCCAUCAUCAUCGACGCCGCGCACCGCGGGCGCUACUGCGUCGUGUUUGACCCGCUCGAUGGAUCGUCCAACAUUGAUGCCGGCGUCAACAUCGGCACCAUCUUUGGUGUCUACAAAUGCGCGGACGACUCCGAAGGCAAGGUCGAGGACGUUCUCCGUCCCGGCUCCGAGCUCCAGGUCGCCGGCUACUGCAUGUACGGCAGUUCCGCCAACUUGGUCAUCUCGACCGGCCAGGGCGUCAACGGCUACACCCUCGACAACGGCAUCGGCGAGUUCAUCCUCACGCACCCCAACAUCCGCAUUCCCGACCGCGGCAAGAUCUACUCCUUCAACGAGGGCAACUCGCUCUGGUGGGACGAGCCGGUCGUCAAGUACCUGGAGAGCAUCAAGUACCCGACGAACGGGAAGCCUUACAGCGCUCGUUACAUCGGUUCGAUGGUGGCUGAUUGCCACCGGACUUUGCUCUACGGAGGCAUCUUUGGGUACCCGUCGGACAAGAAGUCGCGCGACGGCAAGCUUCGCAUGCUGUACGAGGCGUUCCCGAUGGCUUUCCUCUUCGAACAGGCGGGCGGCAUGGCCACAACCGGCAAGGAGCGCAUCCUCGACAUUGUCCCGACGAGCAUCCACCAGCGUACUCCCGUUUUCAUGGGCUCGAAGGAAGACGUCGAAGACGUCCUCAAGUACUUCAAGUGA
Molecule: messenger RNA, 1014 nt
Organism: Rhodotorula toruloides NP11
Lineage: Eukaryota; Fungi; Basidiomycota; Microbotryomycetes; Sporidiobolales; Sporidiobolaceae
Product: fructose-1,6-bisphosphatase I
Exons: 7
Coding region: 1-1014 (337 amino acids)
Biological process (GO): fructose 1,6-bisphosphate metabolic process; sucrose biosynthetic process; fructose 6-phosphate metabolic process
Cellular component (GO): cytosol; cytoplasm
Molecular function (GO): fructose 1,6-bisphosphate 1-phosphatase activity
Source: RefSeq, a predicted model, not a curated record